AUGGCGCGACGACUCCCUUCACGACGAUCGUUAUCGAUGGGAGACGAGAAUAUGUCCAGGAGGGCAUCAGUCGAGCCGUCCAAUCCGAAUGUCUUCAGUGACGAAUACGCAGUCGACCCUGCUGAAGCCCUAGCUAGCCCGAGUCCAACGGGCUCAAUCGAUGGCCAACCCGAACGCCUGAACCUGGGCCGCCGUGACAAUGUGCAAAAUGCUCCUCUUACAGGCCUCAACCGUCUUUCCACCUCCCACCGACCCUUUCCAGCCGAAUCAUCCGCCGAUCCCCACCGAGCCGUAUCGACCUCUUCCCGUUCCAUGGCUGAUUCGCGAAGAACCCUCAGCACCUCCUCUCGAUUUUCUAUGCCCCGAGCUCAGAGUCCCUACCGGGGACCGACGGCACCGAGUCAACCAUAUGGGUUAUAUCCUCAGGCUACUCGUGCCUCGAGCAUUGCUAGCGAGUCUACCAUCAGACCCCUGGAGCGACCGUUUGUUCCUCAGGGUGGUCCAGAACACCCAUAUUCGAUGUACCCGCAAAAUACGGUCCCUGAAGAAGGCGAUAAUCCAGAGACAAAUAUACCUCUAGGGUUCCCAGGGCUAGGGCAAUCAUAUCAACCGGGAACAAAUUCAUCAGGGGACGAUGUGGGUGAUAUUGUGGGAACUGACGGCCACGUCGAGCAGUUACCCCCAUAUAGUCGGUACGCCGACAAUGUCAUUGCAAAAGGCGAUAUGGCGAGGAUAGAUCCGCAAAGAACCAGUACCAGUGAAGAUUCAACGACCGCUGCAGCCACCCAACCCCCGACAUCCUCCGCGUCUGACGUGGAACUGACCGCAGUGAGGUCUGGACCUGGUGCUGAGGAAACUGCACGGAAAGAAGGUAUGAGCGAAAAGAAGAAGAGGAGGAGGACUUGCUGCGGACUGCCAGUGUGGACCAUGGUCAUCCUGGUAGCAGUAGUGGUUUUGGCAGCUGUACUGGGUGGCGUGGUCGGUGGAAUCGUAGGCACCAAAAAGGGAACAGAUCGAGCUCUUGCUUCAGGAGCCACCACGACGGUUUGGCUCGACGCGGAUCCUGCCCAAACAGGCCCAUCAACACCCGCUUGCCCGACCGGACAUUUUACUAUCCCCCUCAAUCAAACGCAAGAAAUUGACGCGUGCGUUGUCGAUGGCACAUAUGCACACAUCUGGGACUGUGGAAAUUUUCCCAAGCUUGGAGUUGAUGUGUUUGAAAGCGGGAACGGUGGUCCACCCCUUUCGGUGGUCUUCGACGACUACUCUGUGAGGCCUCAACUGUUCAAAUAUGGUCCACAGCCGCCCGACUUCAAUGGUACAGCCUUCACGCUACAGCCCUAUAAGGACAAGGAAGACGACGAACUUGGUGUCGCCUUGUUCUUUAGCGUCCUGUUUGACAAGCUUAGCAUUUUACAUUCCGAUGAACUCACUCCUUCUGGUCCGAAGAAACGAUCGGUUCCCGCAUCUCAUCUGGAGCAAAGGGGUGAUGAUAUAUGGACCGCGGACUAUCUCAGCGUUGGUGAUCAACCAUGGUACUGCUUCUGGAAUUCGACAAUCAGCGAGUUUUGGGUAUUUUUGGACCAGGACACCACCGACGAUGAUGACUCGAGUGCCUCGGGCUCUGCUGCCACCAUCACAUCUGGGGACCCCACGGCCACCAGUGCCGCUGUGUAUGGUUCUUCGCCAUCAUCUCCAAUGCAUAUAACCCAAUCGACCACGCUUGAUCCAUCAAUGACUACUCCAUACCCGAGUGAGCCCACCGAAGAUGGGCAUAUGGGUGACCCGAAAAUUCGACGUCAGGCACCGGUCGGCUCGUCGUAUUUCCCCAAAUUGGUGAAGAUGGUAGAGAAGCGCAAGCCAGAGAACAACAUACAGCCCUAUUGCCAGCAGAUGCAAGUUCUUAACAACUGGCAAAUCGUGCCGAUACCCGAGAUACCGACCAUUUGCAUUGAAGAGAGUGAAUAUACCCCAGCCGCCUCCACAGGAGGAAGCAGGAUGGCAAUUCGCAAACGUGGCCCAGAUACGGUGCAGCAAAUGGGGUCCAACUGUAUUUGCGAAUGGUUUAGUAUCGAUGUGUGA
Rhinocladiella mackenziei CBS 650.93 is the source of this 2082-nucleotide messenger RNA. RefSeq lists its product as uncharacterized. Bases 1 to 2082 code for a protein of 693 amino acids. The record is from RefSeq and is a predicted model, not a curated record. NCBI's taxonomy places the organism in Eukaryota, Fungi, Ascomycota, Eurotiomycetes, Chaetothyriales, Herpotrichiellaceae. The transcript is spliced from 3 exons.